CCUCGGAGCGAAUAAAACCAGCGACACCCCUGGGCGCACCAAGCCCCGACUCACUCCGGACAGCAGCAGAGAUGUGGGCCGCUGUUCUCCUGGGAGGCCUCUGUGUGGCAACUGUCGUCACAGCGAGUGAGGUGUGCUACGACCUGGGCUGCUUCACGGACGACUUCCCCUACUCGGGCUACACAGAGAGGCCCAUCAAGCAGCUCCCCGAUAGCCCCGAAAAGGUCAACACUCGCUUCCUCCUCUUCACCAAAGCCAACCCCAACACCUGGCAGGAACUGAAAUCCCGCGAUCCGUCCACCAUCGGCGCCUCCAACUUCGGCAGUGGCAAGAAGACGGCGUUCGUGGUGCACGGGUUCAUCGACCAUGGCGAGGAGGAUUGGGUGCAGGAUAUGUGCAAGGCCAUCGUGGGGGUGGACGACGUGAACUGCGUGGCCGUGGACUGGAAGGGCGGCUCGCGCACCCUCUACACCAAGGCGGCCAACAACAUCCGCGUGGUCGGAGCCGAGAUAGCCAAGCUCGUCAACACCAUGGAGGCUCAGUACGGGGCGCGCCAGGAGGAUGUGCACAUCAUUGGACACAGCCUGGGGGCGCACGCGUCCGCCGAGGCUGGCCAGCGCCUGCCCCGGCUCGGGAGAAUCACCGGUCUCGACCCGGCCGAGCCAUACUUCCAGAACUGCGACGCCGCCAUCCGCCUCGACCCCUCCGACGCCGCCUUCGUGGACGCCAUCCACACGGACGCCGCUCCCAUGAUCCCCAAAAUCGGGUUGGGCAUGAAGCAGCCGGUUGGGCAUCUGGAUUUUUAUCCCAACGGAGGAGAGGAGAUGCCCGGCUGUGACAAGAACAUCAUCUCCACCAUCAUCGACAUCAACGGCAUCUGGGAUGGAACCAGAGACUUUGUUGCGUGCAACCACCUCCGUGCCUACAAGUACUUCACGGAGUCGCUGACGAACGUGGACGGCUUCGUUGGAUUCCCCUGCAGCGACUACAACUCCUUUAAAAAUGGACAGUGCUCCACGUGCCCAAGCGGAGGAUGCCCCCGCAUGGGUUACUUCGCAUCCAAAAGCUCGGUGGCCGCCGGGACCAUAAACAACAUCUACUACCUCAACACCGGAGCGGAGCAGAGCUUCUCCCGCUGGCGCUACGAGGCGACUCUGACGCUGUCUGGCACCAAAUCGGUCCGAGGGAUCUUUAAGAUCGCUCUGUACGGGCCCAACGGGAACACUCACCAGCACCAGCUGACACCCUCGGCGACGUCGCUGGAGCCCGGCAAGACGUACACGUACCCCCUGGACAGCGAGGCCAUGGUGGGCGAGAUCACCAAGGUGAAGUUCCUGUGGGAUGACAACGUCAUCCACCUCGAACGCCCCAAGCUGGGGGUGACCCGCCUCGAGCUCAAGUCGCCGUUCGAACAUCAAACAUACAAUUUCUGUGCGAGCUCAAACGAGAUGGUGUACGAGGAGGUGCUGCUGACGAUCAACCCCUGCUAGAGACGCUCACCACAACCACCACCGUCGAGAGAGAAUCCCCGACUGCCAUUCACCGCAGAUGGAGAGCGGCUCAUUCGCAAUGUAAAUCUCACUUGAUGCAGCUAAUUCGGCUGUGACGGUCCCACCUGAUGACGGAGACUUGUGUUGCCUCCGAAACGUCGUGAUUUUUUUUUAUUUUAUUUUCAUUAUUUUUGAUGUUUUACCUACGUGACUUUACCGAAAAAACCUAAGAAUAUGUAAUAAAGCGCGUUAAAUGAUAAUAAAAAUCACACGCACGUC
Lethenteron reissneri (Far Eastern brook lamprey) is the source of this 1769-nucleotide messenger RNA. Its product is annotated as pancreatic triacylglycerol lipase-like. Gene Ontology annotation, biological process: lipid catabolic process. The record is from RefSeq and is a predicted model, not a curated record. NCBI's taxonomy places the organism in Eukaryota, Metazoa, Chordata, Hyperoartia, Petromyzontiformes, Petromyzontidae. Gene Ontology annotation, molecular function: lipoprotein lipase activity; protein binding.